GGCAGCAGUGUGUCUGAUUCUCUUCAGCAUUAUCAAAUUACCGAUUGGCCUCUCUCUCAUCUCAUUCACAACCCAUGCUUGGAUAAUUUUGCACUCUACAGAGGGGCAUAACAGUCAUGAUAUAGUGCUAAUGCAGGAGACAGAUCAAUAUCAUGCAUCUUUUCUCUUUAUAGUUGCUUAGCCUAUAUGAAAUGAAGUUUUGAGCACAUCUCACCUCCCUUAUAUUUUGGUAGCAAAGAAGAGAAGUAGAUAAGUAUUGAGGGAUAGAGAGAAUGGAAGAACAGAUUGAUACAUUGGGAAAGUCAUUUGUUGAUCAUUACUACCAUCUCUUUGAUAGUGAUAGACCCUCUCUCUCGUCUCUAUAUCAAACAACGUCCAUGCUCACCUUUGAAGGCCAGAAGAUAUUUGGGGUUGAUGAUAUCUCUACUAAGCUUAACCAGUUACCUUUUGAUCAAUGCCGACAUUUGAUCAGCACCAUUGAUUCUCAGCCUUGUACCUCUACUGGUGGCAUAGUCAUCUUUGUCAGUGGCAGCCUCCAAUUGGCAGGAGAGGAGCACCACUUAAGAUUUAGCCAGAUGUUCCACCUGACGCCCACACAAGAAGGAAACUUCUUUGUGCAGAAUGACAUAUUUCGCCUCAAUUACGGUUGAUUUGUUCUUCUUCAAAUUGA
Molecule: messenger RNA, 670 nt
Organism: Pistacia vera
Lineage: Eukaryota; Viridiplantae; Streptophyta; Magnoliopsida; Sapindales; Anacardiaceae
Product: nuclear transport factor 2B-like
Exons: 2
Coding region: 273-650 (125 amino acids)
Biological process (GO): nucleocytoplasmic transport
Cellular component (GO): nuclear pore central transport channel
Source: RefSeq, a predicted model, not a curated record